GGAAAAGAUACCAUAUCAUUGGUUUAGGCCUAGACGGAGACAAUGCCGAGAGAACUCGACAAGAGACCCUUCUGCGACCCGGCGAUUGAACAGUCGAUGAAAUCCGCGGGCGCGCGCGUAUCCGUUGAGCAGCAAGGGAACAAGUCUCCAGAAUGUUGAACAAGCACGAGAAUCUCUAAGCAUAAGCUAUGAGCAAUGUCCAGAUUAUGCUAAUGAGGCCGUUAUUCGGCGUAAUACCUUGCCGCCACGAUCCUAUUGGAUACCGGACACCGCCCUCUGUCUAAAUGGCACUUGGUCCUUCGACUAUGCACAGAGUCCUCUGGAAAGCCCUGAUGUGCAAAAAUGCAACGCAGAAUCAUGGGAUAAAAUCCAGGUUCCUGGGCACUGGCAGCUUCAAGGCUAUGGAAGCCCACAGUACACCAACAUUUCUUAUCCGUUCCCGGUAAACCCACCACAUGUUCCGGAUAUUAAUCCCACUGGUACAUAUGUCAGGAACUUUUCUGUCCCAUAUGAGUGGGAUACCAAUACCCAGCUUAGACUGCGUUUCGAUGGUGUCGACAGCGCGUACCACGUCUGGCUCAAUGGAGAGUUUGUCGGAUACGCUCAGGGAAGUCGGAAUCCUGCGGAAUUCGAUGUCACAGAUGUUGCGAAUCGCAAUGGCGUGAACCAACUUGUUGUUCGAGUGUACCAAUGGUCGGAUGGCUCGUACAUUGAGGACCAGGAUCAAUGGUGGCUAUCGGGUAUAUUUCGAGAUGUCCAUCUGCUUGCCUUUCCUAUGGCAUGUAGAGUAGAAGACUUUUUUAUCCGUGGUGACCUGGAUUCUGCGUACCAGCAUGGUAAUCUCCGUGUCGGCGUAGAUGUACAUUGUCCUGCAGGCGGCACCCUUUCCGUCGUUCUUCGAGAGCAGCAUAAAAACGGUGGUGCUGUCAUAUGCCGCUCUGUGCAAAAUGUUGAUCCAUCCGGCAGACAUGCUGAGUUUAGUCUGCAUGUGGAGGAUCCAUGCAAGUGGACGGCUGAAACACCUUACCUCUACGACGUCGAUAUAGCCUUGGCCUCGGAUGGCGUAACUGCUUCUGUUACUCAUGCAACCGGCUUUAGAAAAGUUGAGCUCAAAGAUGGUCGUAUCAAAGUCAAUGGCAAAGCUAUUCGAUUCCGGGGAGUGAACCGCCACGACCACCACCCAAGGCUGGGGCGCGCUGUGCCGCUCGAGUUUAUUCGCCAAGACCUUUUGCUGAUGAAAAGGAACAACAUCAAUGCUCUGCGCUGUGCACAUUACCCCUCUAACCCUGGCCUUUAUGACCUUGCCAAUGAGCUUGGAUUAUGGGUCAUGGAUGAAGCAGACUUGGAAUGCCAUGGCUUUGCCGAAGUUGUUGCCACCAAUGCAGCAGAGUGUGAUGGCACCGAAGAGGUAUACCAACGCUUAUUCAACGAGAUUGCGCCGGUUGCUAGCAAGUAUUUGAGCGAUAAUCCCACAUGGAAAGAGGCAUAUGUCGACCGAAUGGUCCAGCUCAUCAGCAGAGACAAGAACCAUCCUUGCAUCAUCAUAUGGUCACUGGGGAAUGAAUCAUUCUGCGGUCAAAAUCAUGUUGCCAUGUAUCAAGUUUGCAAGAGUCUUGAUCCGGGUCGACUGGUACACUACGAAGGAGAUAACGGCAUGGGUACAACGGACAUGUACUCGUACAUGUAUCCUACCAUAGACGCGCUUGUCAACAGGGCUUUGACAAAGGAUGUUGCACCAGACGGAACAGCAUCCAAACCACUGAUUCUGUGCGAAUAUGCCCAUGCAAUGGGAAAUGGUCCUGGGUUGCUCGAAGAUUAUGAAGCUGUAUUCUCCGAACAUCCCCGGGUCCAAGGCGGCUUUAUCUGGGAAUGGGCAAAUCAUGGCCUUGAAAAGACGGACGACUCUGGCAUAUCAUUUCAUGCUUACGGAGGCGACUUUGGUGAACUCGUUCACGAUGGAACCUUUGUUAUGGAUGGCCUUUGCAGCAGUAACCACGAGCCUAUGCCUGGGCUUGUUGAACUGAAGCAGGUUUACUCUCCUGUGUCAUUCAAAAUGCAUGACAAAAGUUUGGUAAUUACGAACUGCCACGACUUCAUUGAUCUUGGCCUCUUUGAGAUCACUAUCCAGCUAGAAGAACUGGCCUUGAGCAGUGCCAAACUACUAUCUACGAACUCUCUGGUAGUGCCACGUAUCGCUGCUCGGUCGUCUGCAGUGGUAGACCUGCCACACGCAGUGUUUAAGCACCCAUCCAAGUCAGAAUUACUGUUGACUGUAAGCUUGAAACUGUCCAACUCUACCCCUUGGAGUGAUGCUGGACACGAAAUCGCAUUCUUCCAGCACCAAAUCUCGCAAUCAACGCCUCGCAUCAUUGCUCGCGAACUACAGGCGCCGUCUGCUCCGACCGCUACCAUUGACGAGAAUUGCCCGCUCUUGAAAGUAUGUGCAGGUAAAUCGACUUUUGAGUUUAGCAAAGUACGUGGCUUGUUGCAAGGCUGGAGCUUCAACUCGAAAUCCAUUGUGCAGAAGGUCGAAUCUCAACAAGGUGCGCUUGUGCCUGCUUUCUGGCGUGCCCCCACGGACAACGAUAAUGGAAAAGCCGUGCCAUACUGGAAGAGUUAUGGCCUGCAUAGACUGUCGACUCAAUUGCGUGGUAUGAGAGUCGACCAAGAGACGCACAGUGGCGCCACUGUCCUGACCAUGCGAUUGCACAUUGGGCCUGUGUCAUUAGGCUGGGGCUGGCCUGCCACAACCAUCUAUCGCAUCGAGCAGGAUGGUUCGUCCAUGACGGUGAUGAUGUACCUCGACGACCCUGUCGGAGAUGCACCUGACUAUCUUCCUCGCAUGGGAUUCGACCUUGUACUUCCUACUAGUUUGAACUGUGUCAGCUGGUGCGGUCGUGGGCCUGGCGAAUCCUACCCGGAUAAGAAGCUGGGCCAACGCGUGGGUGUUUGGAACGCGGACAGUAUCGCCGAGUUGCAGACAGCGUACGAAGUGCCGCAAGAGAAUGGAAAUCGUACAGACACACGAUGGGUCUCUAUCUCCAAUGACAGUGCAAGCACCGUGUUGCGGGCGACCAGAAUGAGCCCUCUCGAAGCUGAAUCGUACCGACUCAGCGAGGCUAGUGACACCGACGCUCAGUGCAAGUCAGGUAGCGAUGACGCCCUAUUCAACUUCACUGCCACCAGGCACUCUGCAGAGAUGCUGGAGAAGGCGGCGCAUCCGCAAGAUCUCGUGGAAGAGGAUUACGUCUUGCUUCGGCUCGAUGCUGCAGUCAGUGGCGUAGGCACGGCUGCGUGCGGACCUGGACCGAUGGAACGUCAUUUGGUACGGCCUGGCAAAACGUGGUUCGGGUUUACGCUGGAAUUACCUCAAACCAUGGAAUAAUAAUAAAUGAUCAAAGUAGGUAGACAACAGAACUCACACUGUGACUGGGAGGUGUUAGCGAUCACCAUUGUCAGCCGUGGCGUACGCCAUGCUGAAAAGCGCAAGGCGUCUAAGUUGUAAACAACUAAGAGCUGUCCGGUUAGAGCGGCACGUUUUCCAUUCACACGUGAUAUAAAGAAUAAUAGAAAUAAUAACGCAA
This is a messenger RNA of [Torrubiella] hemipterigena, 3584 nucleotides long. The record is from the annotation of a GenBank genome assembly. NCBI's taxonomy places the organism in Eukaryota, Fungi, Ascomycota, Sordariomycetes, Hypocreales, Clavicipitaceae.